GUGCAGCGCCCUCGUGCGGCGGGCGGCGUGCUCUGCACCGCACUCGGCGCCUGCCUCUCGGGCCGGGAUCUCUAUGGGGCGACCGGCGAUGCGAUGAGCCCGGGCGGGAGCCGGACCGGGGCAAGCGCCGCGCACGGGCAGCGGGGCUCCUCCAUGGGGGCUCUGCCGCAGUAGGAGCGGCGUCUCCCCGGGGUGCGAUCCGCCACCCCCCCUCCCCCUCGGGCCUCCUGAGGAGGAUGGCGACGGCGGCCGCCCCGACCCAGCUCGAAGCCGAGCUCUACUACCUGAUCGCCCGGUUUCUGCAGUCCGGACCCUGCAAGAAAUCCGCCCAGGUGCUGGUGGAGGAGCUGGAGGAGCACCAGCUGAUCCCCCGGCGCCUGGACUGGCAGGGCAAGGAGCACCGCCGGAGCUUCGAGGACCUGGUGGCUGUGAAUGCGCACAUCCCCCCGGAUUAUCUUCUUAGGAUUUGUGAGAGACUUGGACCCCUUUUAGACAAGGAAAUCCCACAGAGUGUCCUAGGUGUGCAGACUUUGCUAGGUGUCGGGCGCCAGUCUCUACUGAGGGCAGCAAAAGACUUCAGACAUACGCUAUGGAAAGGAUCUGCAUUUGCAGCUCUCCACAGAGGCCGGCCUCCCGAACUACCUGUAAAUUAUGGGAAACCACCAAACGUGGUAAAUAUAAUUUCUGCCAGGCAAUUAACUGGAUGUGGACGUUUCAGCCACUUGUUCCCAACAUCUACUUACCAACACAUGAAGAUGCACAAGAGGAUUUUGGGGCAUCUCUCAUCUGUUUAUUGUAUAGCCUUUGAUCGCAGUGGGAGAAGGAUUUUUACGGGGUCAGAUGAUUGUUUGGUCAAAAUCUGGGCUACAGAUGAUGGGCGCCUGCUCUCAACAUUGCGAGGACACUCAGCUGAAAUAUCUGACAUGGCUGUUAACUACGAGAACACGCUGCUUGCUGCAGGCAGUUGUGAUAAAGUAGUCCGAGUAUGGUGUCUUCGAACCUGUGCCCCAGUCGCAGUGCUGCUGGGCCAUUCAGCUUCCAUUACUUCCAUACAGUUCUCUCCAGCAAGGAAAGGAACAACACGAUACCUCACUUCUACUGGUGCUGACGGAACAAUCUGUUUCUGGCAGUGGCAUGCUAACACCAUGAAAUUUAAGGAUCGUCCUGUAAAAUUUGCAGAGAGGUCCAGGCCUGGGGUUCAGAUAUCUUGUUCAUCUUUCAGUUCCGGUGGCAUGUUCAUUGCAACAGGCAGUACCGACCACGUGAUAAGAAUUUAUUAUUUGGGCUCAGAAUCGCCAGAGAAAAUGGCCGAGUUAGAAUCUCAUACGGACAAAGUGGUUGCAGUCCAGUUUUGUAACAAUGGUGACAGCUUAAGAUUUGUCAGUGGAAGCAGAGACGGAACAGCAAGGAUAUGGCACUAUCAGCAGCAAGAUUGGAAGAGUGUGGUCCUGGAUAUGGCUACUAAAAUGACAGGAAACAAUGUAGCAUCUGGGGAGGACAAAGUGACUAAACUGAAGGUUACUAUGGUGGCUUGGGAUAGAUACGAUGCCACUGUCAUCACUGCGGUCAACAAUUUCCUUCUCAAAGUGUGGAACUCAUCCACAGGGCAGCUUCUUCAUAGCUUAUCUGGUCAUGAUGAUGAAGUUUUUGUUCUGGAGGCCCAUCCGUUUGACCAAAGGAUUGUACUGUCAGCAGGUCAUGAUGGAAAUAUUUUUGUUUGGGAUAUAGACAAAGGAACAAAAAUUCGCAAUUACUUUAACAUGAUUGAGGGACAAGGCCAUGGAGCUGUUUUUGAUUGCAAGUUCUCACCAGAUGGACAGCAUUUUGCCUGCACAGACUCUCAUGGACAUCUGCUACUAUUUGGUUUUGGAUGCAAUAAAUAUUAUGAAAAGAUUCCAGAUCAGAUGUUCUUCCAUACGGAUUACCGACCACUGAUCCGUGAUGCAAAUAACUAUGUGUUGGAUGAACAGACUCAACAGGCUCCACAUCUUAUGCCUCCUCCAUUCUUGGUGGAUGUUGAUGGAAAUCCUCAUCCCACGAGAUUCCAGCGGCUUGUACCAGGGAGGGAAAAUUGCAAGGAUGAGCAGCUUAUUCCUCAGCUGGGAUAUGUAGCUAAUGGUGAUGGUGAAGUAGUUGAACAAGUCAUUGGGCAGCAAACUAAUGACCAGGAUGAGAGUAUCCUUGAUGGAAUGAUCAGAGAGCUACAGAGGGAACAAGAUCUGAGAUUAAUUAAUGAAGGAGAAACUCUUCCAAGCCCUCCACUCAAUAGAUCCCACUCUGUAAAUGGAGCUCUUCGAAGUCCAGGUUUGGAUGUUGCAUCUCCACCAAACGUUGGUCUCCGGAGAAGUGGUCAGAUUGAAGGGGUCCGUCAAAUGCAUCACAAUGCUCCCCGCAGUCAAAUGGCAACUGAGAGAGAUCUCAUGGCAUGGAGCAGGAGAGUAGUGGUGAAUGAGCUUCCUCCAGGCAUAAGCAAGGUCCAGGAAGAAUGUCGAGCUGCCAAAGGUGAAAUUGAAAUUAGUUUAUACACUGUCGAAAAGAAGAGAAAGCCAUCCCACACCUUACAGCGGAACGAUUACCAGCCGGGAAGUGGAAGGUCUUUGAGAAGAAACCAACGCAAGCGCCAGCAUGCCUACCAAACACGCUCCACCAUAGAACACAGUCAGCAAGGCGCAAGUCAAAAUGCCUGUGCACGAGGAGAAUCAGACAGCUCCUCAGAGGAAGAUGAGACUGUUGGCACAAGUGAUGCAUCUAUGGAUGAUCCUGUGGCAGCAUGGCAAAGUGAAAGCAGUUCCAGUGAUUCAUCAAGUGAGUAUUCUGACUGGACAGCAGAUGCUGGAAUUAAUCUCCAGCCUCCAAAGAGACAGACCAGGCAGGCAGCUCGGAAAAUCUGUAGUAGUUCUGAAGAUGAAAAUAUGAAGGGAACAAAAGAACUGGAGCCAAAACGAAGGAAACUUAAACAGCCUAGAAAAAAGAAACCAAGUGGACUGCUUUCGAUGGAAGGUGAACCCAGUGAAGAAUGGCUUGCCCCUCAGUGGAUCCUGGAUACUAUACCCCGCCGCUCACCUUUUGUCCCACAAAUGGGAGAUGAGAUCAUAUACUUCAGGCAAGGCCAUGAAGCUUACGUGCGGGCAGUAAGGAAAGCAAAAAUUUACAGUAUUAACAUGCAAAAACAACCAUGGAACAAAAUGGAACUCAGGGAACAAGAAUUUGUGAAGACUGUAGGAAUUAAAUAUGAAGUUGGGCCUCCUACACUCUGCUGCUUGAAGCUUGCAUUCCUAGAUCCAAUCACAGGCAAGAUGACAGGAGAAUCAUUUUCAAUAAAGUACCAUGAUAUGCCAGAUGUUAUUGACUUCCUUGUGCUGCAUCAGUUUUAUAAUGAAGCCAAAGAAAGGAACUGGCAAAUAGGGGAUAGAUUUCGCAGUAUAAUAGAUGAUGCUUGGUGGUUUGGAACUGUGGAGAGUCAGCAGCCUUUCCAGGCAGAAUAUCCAGAUAGUUCCUUCCAGUGCUACUGUGUUCACUGGGACAAUAAUGAAAGAGAGAGGAUGAGUCCAUGGGACAUGGAACCGAUUCCAGAAGGAACUGCGUAUCCGGAGGAGGUUGGUGCUGGAGUUCCUGUGACUCCAGAUGAGCUGACAGCUCUUCUUUACAAACCCCAGGAAGGAGAAUGGGGGGCCCAUUCCAGAGAUGAAGAAUGUGAACGAGUAAUCCAGGGGAUUGAGCAACUUCUUUCCCUUGACAUUUCUAAUCCCUUUGCUGUUCCAGUGGACCUUAGUGCCUAUCCCAUGUAUUGCACUGUUGUUGCUUAUCCAACUGACCUCACCACAAUCAGGAGGAGACUUGAAAACAGGUUUUAUAGGAGAAUCUCUGCCCUGAUGUGGGAGGUACGAUACAUAGAACAUAACGCCAGAACCUUCAAUGAGCCAGACAGUCCUAUAGUCAAAGCAGCCAAAAUUGUAACGGAUGUCUUACUUCACUUCAUCGGGGAUCAGAGUUGUACUGAUAUAUUAGAAAUAUAUAACAAGGUGAAAGCAGAAGAUCUAAGCAGUACUGAUGAAGAGGAGGAGGUGGCAGAAGUAGAUGAAGAUUCAGAUGCUCCAGGAACUUCCUCUGGAAAAAGACGAGUAAGACGACGAAUAAAAAGGCAGCCCAUGAAAGCAAGUCCUGAUGCUUGGAAAGAACAAUGCAAGCAGUUGUUAAACCUGAUUUAUGAAAGAGAGGACUCUGAGCCUUUUAGACAGCCAGUUGAUCUCUUCUCCUACCCUGAUUAUCGAGAUAUUGUAGACACUCCUAUGGACUUCAGCACUGUGAAAGAAACGUUGGAAGCAGGAAACUAUGUUAGUCCCUUGGAAUUCUACAAAGAUAUUCGUUUAAUAUUCUGCAACUCUAAAGCUUACACUCCUAAUAAAAAGUCUCGAAUUUACAGCAUGACGCUUCGACUAUCUGCCUUAUUUGAAAAUCAUAUGAAAAAUAUCAUCUCUGAGUACAAGUCAGCAAUGCAAUGUCAGAAGAGGAAAAGGACACGGUACCGAAAACGGCUAAGAAGCAGUAGCAGUUCACCCUCAACUAGCAGAGCAUCUAGCCCAAAAGGGAAACAGAAACAAAUGAAGAUUCAACCUAAACCCAGCCAGAAUACCUCACUGCCUUUGACUAGGACUAGCUCUUCAGUUUCAUCUCAUGUUUCAGAUACAGCAGAAGAACCUCUGGGAUCAGCUAUUGGUGAAGAUAUGGAAGGUCAGCCAUCGUCCUCAGGCUCAAAUGCACAGAACCGAAGUGGAAAUACCAUUGACCCAGGGAAAAGUAGACCAGUCAGGAGUAAAUCUACGCCAGUGAAACAAGAUCACUCUCCUGACGGACCACUUACAAAUGGUGAUGGCAGAGAACUUCGGACAGGAGUCAAGAGGAAGUUAGUAAGUGCAUCAGAAGAAGAUGAGCACCUGGAGGAGGUGGAGGAAGAGGAAAAGAAAAAGAGAGAAUUAAAGGAAAAAUCUGGUUUAUCUUCAUCAGAAAGCGGGGAGUCGGGAUCCAGUUCAAGUUCUGAAAGCAGAAGUGGCUCUGAUUCAGACUCUGAAUCAACAUCUAGAACAGAUCAGGAUUACAUUGAUGGAGACCAUGACUACAGCAAAGUUGUGCAAUCCAAAAAACCCAAAAGAAAAAUCAAAAGAAAACUCAGCGGUGGGAAACGGAAUUGGCAGGGCAGAGGGACAGGGAGGAGAGGUAGAUGGGGGAGGUGGGGGAGAUGGAGCAGAGGGGGAAGAGGUGGUAGAGGUGGAAGAGGCUGUGGCAGAGGACGAGGUGGUGGCAGGGGAGGAAGAAGAGGCCGAGGAGGCCGAGGAGCCUCACGAGGAGCCACCAGAGCGAAACGUGCCCGAAUUACAGAUGAUGAGUUUGAAAACCUGUUUGGAGGGCAGUUUGGUGAGAACGUGUUUGGAGGGCGGUUCAGCAGACCGCCUCGAAUCAAAACAAGGAACGAGGGCAGGAGAACUGUCUUGUACAACGACGAUUCUGAUAAUGACAAUUUUGUGCACACCGAGGAUCCGUUGAACCUUGGUACUUCCAGGUCAGGCAGGGUGCGGAAAAUGACAGAAAAAGCCAGGGUCAGCCAUCUCAUGGGAUGGAACUAUUGACAGAUGAAAAACUUUGGAACAAUUUUAAAAAAGAACUUCAAUGGCCUUCUACUGCAGGGAUUUUACCAGAAAAAUCUACCAAGCAAGUUGUGCGGGGACUCCACUCACCUUUCACAGUGGUGCUUUUCCAUUCUGUCAGUUUGUGUUUGUUUUAAAACUUCAGAUCGCCACACUUCAUUGGUCAAAACAAGCCUUAUUCAUUAGGCCUUAAAUUACAGAAAUUCUUCCCCACACACUACAAGUUCAUCACAUUAAAGAGGCUUCCAGCUUCUCAAUAAGAACAUGACAUUUUGAAUCACAAUUACAACUUCUCUCCCUUGUUUUGUUUUUGUAUUAUAGAAAUAGCACCUUCUUACAGAGUUUUUAUGUGGUUUCUGCCAUAAAUCCUUAUACACAGUAAUAAUUAUGACUUUUGCACAAUACACCAAUCCUAAAGGCAGCUAUAAAAUGUUUACAGUUUCUAUAUUGUAAGAAGGAUCUGGAUUAUUUUAAUCUUCCCAGGCCAAAUGUUCAUGAAUUGUGCUGAACUGAAGUAUGUCUAUACUACAGUUACGGGGGUCCUGAUGUGCUUUCUAUCGGUUCUUUAUUCAUGUAAAAAGUGAAAAAGGGUUGGUGCCUUGUAAAUAUGUAGCAAACCUUUGAUGUGGUGUGUCCUAUGUGUGCAUUAACUUUAUUAAAAAGAGAAUACUUGAGAAGUAUGAAUAUCUAGACAAAAGGUGCCAAAUGCAAAAGUUACUUGCAUCUAUUUUCUUUUUGUCCUCUCAUAUUUUUAUAGUAUUAAUAGAGAUUGUGCAGCUAAGGGGUAACUUCAACAUUUGAAAGGUUCCUCCUCUUCAAAGCAUAACGUGAUUUUUGAUAGUAGCUCAGCUACCUCUAUUUACAACUACUGGAAACUUAAAGGAAAAUAGAUGCUAUUAUUCAGUACAUGUUGAAGAAGAGGCAAGAAGGAGCAUAGAGGGCUAGAAUGGCUUGCGAAGUUGUGGAGUAACUGUAUCUUCAUUAUAUUGACACAAUGAAAACAGAUCGAAGUCGUUAUCGGAGUUUUCAGAAGCAUGAUGUUAUCAGCAGAUGGUGAUUUGUUUGUGUAGACAGGCUGACUGCCUCCCACAUGUUUCUGCUGCCACUUGCUUGGUGCAAAUCUGUGUGUGGUUUAAUUCGCCCCUCAAAGGUGAUGAGGGAGUUGAAGGGAGCUGUGGUGCUCUGGUGGCAGUAUGGAGAAGCUCCUGGUCACUUCCUCCAGAUGAACUCUUGUGUCUAAAGCUUCCAGAAGAAAAUUCGUGUUGCACUGUACUCUUGUUAAAAUGCUAACUUGAAAACAGAAAUUGUUUUGGUAGUAAUAGUACAGUAUGUGACAAUGUUUGUAGUCUUGCUCUUUGAUGAACAGAAAGGUGCUUGGCAUGGACUGAGCUGAGGAUGAGUGGCCUCUUGCUUUGUAGGCUGGAAUAUAUAUGGGACUUCAGUUUUCUCCCGUUGUCUAAAUGAGUCUGACAGUUCUCACUUGGUUCAGAGAGUGAGUUAGAUUACAUAGAGAGAAGAAAUCCAAAAAGAGAUUAGAAAGUUUUGGUGGAGUUUUUCCAAGUUUUUGGUUUUCUUAAACUUUCAUCCAGUAUCCUUAAGUUCUUCCGUGCACAGCUUGGUCAAUAAUUCUGGAAAACCUCAGGCAGCAAAGAGUGACCCAUGUAUAUUCUCAGAUGCAGAAGGAGUUUAAUUUUUGACUUUCUAUAUUAAGCACUAGCUAUUUUAUCUCGCUUUCCAAAAACUCUAGUUAGAUGCAAAAUGACUUGAAAAAAUGCAGAGGUUUAGUUUUGUGAAGGAGGAGAGUAUAUCCUAAAUCACUCAGAGCAUUAGUAUGAGUUUAUGGUACAGGACAAAAAAAUCACACUUUUAAUUUUGUAACAAAUGUUUUGAAUUGGCCGUGAUCUGUUUCUGGACUUAAUUUAGUUGUGUUUUGAUGGGAGGGUGAGGAAGUGCAGAGACUCUCCUAGUUCUGUAUUGGGCUUUAAAAUAUAAACACCUGUCCUAUCAUCUCUCUCAUAUAUAUGUAUAUAUAUACACACAUAUAUAUUUAUAAGAAAUGUAUUAUUUGUUCAACUGAUUGGUCCUUCUACAUAUGGUAACCAGGAAUAGCAUGUAUGCAUCAGUUCAUAGUCAGAUUCACACCCCUUCUAGAUCAGUCCCGUUGAGCUCAUGUAGACACUAUGGUUUCUGUUCUAAAGCCUGAAAAUCUUGAAAUGCAGAAGAAAUGCUUUUCCUAUAUUUCUGACUGGCCGAAGAUCCACUUAUUUAUUUUGUGUAGGGGUUGGGGAGAGAGAAAACGUGGAUUCCAGAGAAAUCAUUUUAUAAGUUUGUGUAUUUUAGCAGCAAUUAGAAUAAUAUUAAAUAUGUUCUUAAAUGUA
This is a messenger RNA of Pezoporus flaviventris, 8020 nucleotides long. It is a transcript of the gene BRWD3, whose product is annotated as bromodomain and WD repeat domain containing 3. Lineage: Eukaryota; Metazoa; Chordata; Aves; Psittaciformes; Psittacidae. Gene Ontology annotation, biological process: regulation of cell shape; regulation of transcription by RNA polymerase II; cytoskeleton organization. The record is from RefSeq and is a predicted model, not a curated record. Gene Ontology annotation, molecular function: protein binding. Gene Ontology annotation, cellular component: nucleus. The transcript is spliced from 40 exons. Bases 237 to 5624 code for a protein of 1795 amino acids.